Molecule: messenger RNA, 552 nt
Organism: Plasmopara halstedii
Lineage: Eukaryota; Oomycota; Peronosporomycetes; Peronosporales; Peronosporaceae
Exons: 1
Coding region: 1-552 (183 amino acids)
Source: RefSeq, a predicted model, not a curated record
AUGACGAACAACAACGGCGAUGAACAAUGUGGAAGCGCUAAAUAUGCACUGAAAGCGUCUGGAGAUAAAGAUUUUUGCUCAUCUUAUCGCGUAUAUACUCCUCAAUUAAUAGAUAUCCAUGAAAUGAGAACAUUACGAGAAGCGAUAAAUCGUAGCGAACAGCAUCUCCAACAACAAGGACACAUGCGUGUCUACGUGCCUCGAGUAUCAUCAACUGCAAACAAAUCGCAUCAAUAUCGCAGCUUGCCCCGAAAUUAUCAAGCAACUAGCAAGCUGACAAUUUCAGCGGACUCGUCUCCACGUAUGCAUUCCGGGUUCAGUCCUCUUCCUGACAUAAAAAAGAGCCCUUUGGGAAGACCAACGCGUACUGGAGCUAAAGUUAGCGAGUUCAAGACAGCCUUACGAAAAGAAUCACGGCAAGUUCGAGGUUAUGUUACUUUUUUAGUUUUUUGUUAUUACGAUCAAACUGAUAUAUCCUUUUGUACGCGAUCAAGAACUAAAGCGUUGUUACGAAGAUACAAAGCGAGCGCUGUUGGACGUACGUACGAUUGA